This is a messenger RNA of Ficedula albicollis (Collared flycatcher), 2375 nucleotides long. RefSeq names its product coiled-coil domain containing 174 (gene CCDC174). The transcript is spliced from 12 exons. Gene Ontology annotation, cellular component: nucleus. Lineage: Eukaryota; Metazoa; Chordata; Aves; Passeriformes; Muscicapidae. The record is from RefSeq and is a predicted model, not a curated record. Bases 31 to 2214 code for a protein of 727 amino acids.
GCAGGAGGCGGUGGCGGGGCCGGUCCCGCCAUGGACCGGAGGAAGAAGCCGCUGGAUGUGGCCGCGUCCUCGCUGGUAGAUCUCAAAGCCGAACUCUUCCGAAAGCAAGAGGAAUUCAAGAAAGAAAAGCUAUUGAAAGAUGCUGGUGUCUUUGCAAAACCCAGAACAUCUCAUAAGAAACCAAGUAUCUGGACCAAACAGAACACGGGAGUUGUAAAUCGAGCUGCAAAAGAUGUUGAGGAGAAGGCAGAAGAGCAGGAUAUAUUGGAUAAAUCAAGGAAGAAGCUUGAAGAGAAAGCAAAGCUGUAUGAGAAAAUGACAAAAGGAGACUUCCCAGAUGAAGAAACUGAGGAUUUGUACCUGGUGGAUUUCACUCAGAAGAUCAUAGACAAACAGCACGAAGUACAGGAGCUGCAUCAGAGUGAAGCUGCUGGGAAGACUUCAGAAAGAGAUACAGAUGAGGAGGACAUUCAGCCUGAAGCAGACAUUCCACCACCAGAGGACCCGGAUGAGGAAUGGGUUGAUUAUGUUGAUUUCUUGGGCCGAUCUAGACGCUGUAUGAAGAAGGAUUUACCAAGUCUACUCAAAAUGGAUCAGGAACUUCAAGGGAAAAGACAAGAACCUGAUGGGAAUACUCUGUUAUCUGAAGACAUGAGAAGAGAACUUCAGAGGCAGCAGUGGGAAAAGGAAGAAGAAGAAGCUCUCAGAAAACCGAUGGGGCCCAUACAUUACGAGGACAUUCGAGAAAAUGAGGCCAGGCAGCUCGGUGUUGGUUACUUUGCCUUUUCUCGGGACCAAGAACUCAGGCAUAAACAACGGGCAACCCUGGACAUGCUGAGGGAGCAGACACUUGAUCAGAGAAAUAAACGUGAACAGCUGAAGGAGAAGAGGAAGGCAGCUCUAGAUGCAAGGCUGUCCAAACUUCGAGCACGGAAGAUUCAAAAGUUAAGGGAAGCUGGAUUAGAGGAAGAGGCAGAAAAACUGGAGAAUGGAGAGGUGAAAGGUGCUGCUGAAGAACCAGAACCUCCAAGAGUCACUGCAGCAAGUAGGAAGGUAGAGGUUGUCAUCCAGGAGAGGAGAGAUACAAAGCCUGGAGUGCCUUAUGUCCGAGAGUGGGAUAAAGGCAAAGAACUGAUGUUUGGACAAUGGGAAAAGAAACAGGAAGAACUUAGAGAUGAGCGAGACCCAGAAUUUGCACCACCUUCUGAUUACUUUUUGGGACAAAAGAAAGAUGAUUAUUACCGAAGUCGGAAUUUGAACAGUUCUGAAACCUCCUCUGAAAACCUGGAAACGGAGAGAGCACAAAACCAACAGGGGCCACCAGUGCAGGGCAGCGGCAGCAGCAGCAGCGCUGGAGAUGUGCCACCGUCAGCACAGGUUUCCAACAACAACAUUGCAGAUAAGCCAGGGUCAGCAGAGCCCAGUGGCCGUGACACUCAGGGCGUGUCAUCAGGAGAGGAUGACAGCAGCGAGGACGAGGACAUGCUACCACCAGCACAGGCUUAUGGCUACGGUGCCCGAGGUGUGCCACCACCACUGCGGGGUUACGGCUACAGCGCCCGGGGUGUGCCACCGCCCAUGCCAGCCUAUGGCUAUGGCACCCCUCAGGUGCCCUUCCCAGUGCAGGCUUACGGCUAUGGAGCACCAGGAAUGGUGCCACCAAUGCACAGCUACGGCUAUGGCACUCCUGAGAUGCCCUUUGCCAUGCAGUCUUAUGGCUAUGGCACCCAAGAUGUGCCACCAGGAAUGCAGACCUGUGCAUGCAGCACCCAGAGUGUUCCACCAGGAAUGCAGACCUGUGGAUGCAACACCCAGGAUGUGCCACCAGGAAUGCAGACUUGCAGCUGCAGUGCCCAGGAUGCGCCACCAGGAGCACAAACUUGCAGCUGCAGUGCCCAGGAUGUGCCACCAGGAGCACAAUUUUGUGACCUCAGCAGCCAAGAUGUGCCACCAGGAAUACACACUUGUGGAUGCAGCAGCCAAGAUGUUCCACCAGGAACACACACCUGUGGCUGCGGCACCCAAGAGAUGCCACCAGGAACAGACACCUGUGGCAGCAGCACCCAGGAUGUGCCACCAGGAACGCAGGCCAGUGGCUGCAGCACUCAGGAUAUGGCACCUCCAGUGCAGACUGACAGCAGUGACACUCCAAAUCAGGAACCACUUUAUCAAAGUUUAGAUGAUAUGCUCUCUUAUUAUAGACAAGUGACUUGAGCUAAGCAAAAAGAUAAGCAAGAACCAUUAUCUAAAGAACUGAAAUAUAAUUAAUUAUGUGCUCGGCAGAGUAUUAUUUUCCCACAUAUGGGAAAAAUAAGUUUCUGUAAGUACAUUGGAAUAAAUCUCCUGGACACCUAAGCUGUUUCACAUCACAGCUA